CCCUCGCCCCCAUCCUUGCAUCAUCUUGGAUUGCAGCAGCCAUGGAGGGCUUUACGGUUGAAGACGAAACCGUGCCAACGGUGUCCCCUUCCGUUGCACCGAAGACAGAGGGCGAGGCGGAUGGAUCGCCUCAGCAUUUCGACCUGUCCGCGGAGGAUCCGGAGCUGGAGGCGGAUGGCGGCUAUGACAACCGAGCCUCCAGCUUCGAGCAGGCCUUUGACCGAAACCUUCCCGCUGCAGCUGCAGGUGGGAACCUGGAGCAGAUCCGAGAGAGGCUGCAAUUUCUAAGCAUCGAGGAUCAGAAGACGGUGUGCCGACGCGAGUGUCAAAUCGCGCAGCAACAGCACGAUGCUCUGCAGCGCCAGCUCCAGCAAACCAUCGACAGGUAUCGCCGUGUGGUGCAGUUGCACGGUGCCAUGACUUCUCACGCGGGCGCGGGUGAGAGCGCGGUUCGCAGCGAGUGCGUGAUGGACGAAGAGGUGCUGCAGAAGUACCGGGAAAGGAUUGAGCUAUUGGAAAAGAUGCUGUCCACGUUAUGCAGCGAAGCCACCGUGUCCUUACCUCGGCUGACACCCAUGGAACGAGCCAAGGGCUUUGCAUUCUCAUCCUAUGCAAACACCGCAGUGGCAGCCAACAAGCUCAAGGAUGGCACUGCACCCGUGUUGGAGAAUGCCCGCGGCGCGCUGGUCUCCUUUGCCUCCCGCCUGCGUCGCGGGUCCGGAGAAGGUGCCGGAGGCUAUGCGGGCGACACGCCGGCAGCAUGAUGAAAUCUCUUGGCAAAA
Cladocopium goreaui is the source of this 782-nucleotide messenger RNA. The record is from the annotation of a GenBank genome assembly. NCBI's taxonomy places the organism in Eukaryota, Dinophyceae, Suessiales, Symbiodiniaceae.